UGGCGCUCGCUACUUGCGCCGACCUCUCUCUCUCUCUCUCUGAGACCAGUUAUCGAUCUCUGGGUGUAGGGUGGGCGGUCCCCUGUAGCACGGUGGCCGCUACUCGUGCGCGCGCACUGCGGCCUUGUUUACCAGUGUGGAGUGCAGCGUGUUGUGUGGCCUCAGUCCCUGUAUAAAACUCCUUUAUAUGUCAGCGUGAACGUACGUGUGCUCACACCCCACCAGCACCCCUCGUCUACACUCUAAUAUCGUUACCGUAUCGGUAACAUUGUGUCAGAUUCCUCCCCGUAUUGUCGAACGCUUUCUUACUGUACGACAAUACCUCGUUACUGCUAUGAUCGUGAGUGCUGCUAUGCGAAGCUAAGAUAUGCCAGACUUAAAGGCGUCAGUUGCUACCGGGAAUUCCCUUGAGUGACUGGUUCUUGUGAUGUCCUAGCCAACAAGUCCUCCUUCAUACGGCGUUAGUGUGUGUCUCUUCCGUUGUGGUAUACACUACGUCAAAACUGACUUCGUAUGAGCGCGCCCUCACUUGCCUCCAGGAGCUACUACAGUACACUUCGACGAGUGCAGCUGUAGCACCUUGUAAUCAUGUGGUCAUCGGCUCCUCUUUUCGGCGCUAGACUGGUCUUAUAACUGAGUACACAGCGACCAUUAUCGAGUGGAUGUUGGUGUUAAGAGGUGUCUUAAUGAGGGGUGUGUCUGGGUGACUGGGACCAACUGGUGGGAGCAUGGAUGACCCGGCUGGGGCCGGCCCACCACGCAGGGACGAUGAUAGCGACACCAGCGCCGGCAAUGUGGAUUCCGAAGCUACCGUCCGCAGGAGGCGGGUGGUAUCCACCGCCAAGCUCACGCUCUCUGCAGCCAGCCGCCUCCUGCGUCGAAAGAUCCCUCAGAGUGGUCACCUCAUGCUGCCUAAGAGGAUGUGGAUGCAGACAGUUCCCACUCAGGACUGCGAGGUGGUGGUGGUGAUGGCUGGAGGGACCAGAGAAACAACACUGCAGUGGCUGCUGGUGAGACUCAGGACCCGCCUGCCGGAGCUAACAAUGUGUGUGAAGAACCACGCUGCCACCAACGCCUACGCUCUCUAUCUCUCCGCCACCUACGACGGAUUGAUCAAAGGAGGCGAGGAAAUGCGUCUGGUUAAGACUAUGAAGAGCGAGUACGGUGGAGGACUGAGGGAACUUUCGCAGGCAGAGUUGGGCAUCUUCCAGGGUGUGGAGGAUGGAGCGAGCUUCUUCACAACACUGGAGAGGCAGAGCAUCGUACUACACAUCCUGAACUCCCUGAGGGCGACGCAGGGAGAGGCAGUCGAGGGCACUACCUUCAGGGAGGGACAAGCUAUCAUUCCCAAGUUCGAGUCUGAGGGUUUGAUCCACGGUAUUCUUCCCCUACACGACUACAACAAACUGGAGCACUUGAGAACCACCUGGGUGCAGACCUUCUUCAGAUACCAGCCCAUAGAGGCGAUCCAGGAAUACUUCGGCUCCAAAAUCGCCAUCUACUUCGCCUGGCUGGGAUACUACACCACCGCCCUUACCAUUCCAGCUGUCAUCGGGUUAAUAAUAUGGGUUUGCUUGUGGGGACGAGAUCAGGCGUUGGAGGACAAGGGGUUUGUGCUCUUUGCUUUCCUGAACGUGGUAUGGGCGUCCAUGUGGCUGGAGGGAUGGAAAAGACAUAGCGCCGUGCUCGCCUACAACUGGGGCACGCUCGACUCUCAUGUUGAAGUCUUCUCCGAGCCAAGACCACACUUCACGGGUGAGCUACGGGUGAGCAGCGUGACGGGUCGCCUGGAACCUGAGUAUCCAGCCUGGAGACGUAACCUCAUCCGCUACUUCGUUACCCUUCCCAUCAUAUUCUGCUCCUUGCUGGUUGUCUUCAUCGUCAUGCUGCUCCUCCUGCAACUCCAGGACCUGUGUGAUGCUUUUAUUACGGCGCACGAGUACACAUUCUACCUGUCCUACGCUCCCAAGAUUCUCAUGGCCCUCACCAUCUCCGCUUUUGAUGAAGGCUAUACAAAGGUAGCCGUCUGGCUCAACGACAUGGAAAAUUACCGAACGGAGGAGACCUACCAGAAUCACCUCAUCAUUAAACUUUCAGUGUUUCGGUUCGUAAACUCAUUCCUGUCGUUGUUCUACAUUGCCUUCUACUUGCAAGACAUGGAACGUCUCAAAGAGCAACUGGCAGCGUUGCUCCUGACGCGGCAGGUAGUGGGUAACAUCAAGGAGUCUUGUAUCCCUUACCUGCUGGAGCAGUUUAAGCUGGCCAAGCUGAGCUUCGACCUUUACGGCGCUCUCUCCCCCUCCGAGGAAACCAAACAUCAGGACUGGCCGCAGGAGAACCCGCCGCAGCCCGCAGGAGACACACAGAUACCGGAAGAGGGAGGGACAGAUUCGUGUCCAGGAGUUACAGCCAACAGCAGAGAGACAGCAGCAGCAGCAACAGCAGCACCGCCGAGCAGCGGGGAGGUAACAGCUGUAGGGAGCGGAGACCCCUACCUCGCCCGCGGCAGCAGUAAGAACCGCAUCGUCAGCCAGGCAGAAGUGGAGUGCAACAUGUCAAGGUAUGAGGGGACGUUCGAAGACUACCUGGAGAUGUUCAUCCAGUUCGGCUACGUGACUCUCUUCUCGUCAGCCUUCCCGCUGGCCGCCAUGUGCGCCUUCCUCAACAAUCUCAUCGAGAUCCGCUCAGAUGCCUUCAAGCUUUGCUGCGUCUUCCAGAGACCCUUCGGCAACCGAGCUCAGAGCAUCGGUGUGUGGCAGGACGCCAUGGAACUGAUGGGCGUGUUGGGAAUCAUGGUCAACUGCAUGCUGAUCGGUCUGUCUGGCCAAGUACAUCGUAUGUUCCCUGAAAUGUCCACCGCGCACACCAUCCUCCUCAUCAUUGUCCUUGAGCAUGCUAUGAUUGCACUGAAGUACGGCAUCAGCUACGCCAUCCCGGACAUUCCAGAGUGGAUUGCUACAGAGAUGGCUAAAGUGGAGUUCCAGAGACGAGAGGCUCUGCGUCGCCUCUCAUCCUCGAACUCGCCUCCAACACGCGAGGACUCCCAGCCUUCUUCCCCCAGCAGGUACUUGUUUGGGCAUUCCAUUACGUCAACUGAGUAUGUGGAUCGAACUGCCCAGACGGACAUUAUGUAUUCCAGGGCAAGGUCCUUCAAGAUGUCUCCAACGAGCACCAUAGAUGAGGACGAGGUGCUCUCUCCUGCCGAGUCAAGCAGCCAGAGAGGGAGCCUGAGCGAAGGGACGGUCGAGGUGGGAGAGUUUGAUGAGAAGAGAGAAGAUGAGAUGAGAUAUCGUGAACUGGAAGAAGCGAGAAUACGGCCGAUCGUCCGACUGGGACGGAGCGUCUCAGCUUGCGAAAGAGUUCGCCACCGCGUUCCACGCAUCAGUAGAAUAGUGAAUCAAGAGAGCAACGAGUCCAAUGAUUCUGAAGAAGAUCUAAUUUCAAAGCCAUUUGACAGCCUGCCAAUGUUGUCAGCUCCGGCAACCGUUGAUAAAAAGAACAGAUUGUUUAGGUUCUCACCUGAAAGUGAAAAUAUGAUUGGACAAAUGAAGGCCAGGUCACGACUCCUUGAUAAGCCGGACUUCACCCAUGGAAGUCAAUAUGCUCAAUUUUCAUCUAGAUCGGUGGAGUGCGUGUCAGAUACGACGGGUCACAGCCGCUACACUGACGACUCCACAGGACACAUUAGCGAAGAGGGCACUCCGGAGAAUAGUACGUCGAGCCGGACACCGACUCCCCCUGGCUCGGACGCCAAAGAUACGCCUCACACCCCAGCCUCUACUCAGCCCGAGGUUCCCACACCACCAGCCCCAGCUCCCGCCGACGAACCCAGAGAACCAAUAGCUCGAAGGAAACCCCCAAUGAAGUUCCUGAAGCGAGCGCAGAGUCUGUCGUACGUAUUUAAGCGCAGCAAUAAACCCGAGAAGAAGAAGAAAGUGAUUCACGACGACUAUGCAGCAUUGGUGGGAACGAGAGAGGUGCAGGGAGAGCUAGCUCUGGUGCCUCUGGAGAAGCUAGUGGCCAUUGAUGAUAUCCAGAUGCAGCCCUCCCUCUCCUCUUAUAAUGUGUACGGCGACUAGCACAACCCAGCAAUCACCAUAACUUAGUUAUAGAAUUAAUCACAGUUAUAAGUAUAAAUGUAUGUGUUAGGGCAGCCUGGCUCGUUAGAGAGAGAGAGAGAGAGAGAGAGAGAGAGAGAGAGUGUGUGUGUGUGUGUGUGUGUACAUGGGUACGUUGCGACGUGUAUGGACCAUAUUGCCAGCCCACCAGGAGAUCGCAUGUGUAUCUGUUGCCUCUGUUGUUGCCUUAAAAUACUUCCGUUGCUCUGUUAACAGUAGUGUGCAGGUCAUUGUCUAGGUAUGUACACAUACGUGUGUGGAUGAGCGUGAGUGAAUGUGUGCGUAUUCGCUAGAGUGUUGACAGCAACAGGUCACAAGAACAUGUACUUGCUGUGUAUUAGAACUUUCGUGGGUGUAUGUUCACCAGAGCUAAUAGGUCUGUAUAUAAGACAAAUACAAAAAAAUACUGAAGAUAAGCUAAUAAUAAUAAUAAUAAUAAUAAUAAUAAUAAUAAUAAUAAUAAUAAUAAUAAUAAUAAUAAUAAAUGUGCUCGUCGAUCUUCGCAAAUAUUUCUGUUUCAUCUCUUGUGUGUCUGAGCAUCACAUCUCCGCCGCUGCUCUUCCCUCCGCGCUCACCGCCGCACCAGAUGAUGAUGCUGUGAGAUCUCCCACCUGUGUCAACACCGUUCUCUAGAUGACAGACUUAGGCCAAUUCCGUGACCCAUUAAAAAAAACCCAAAACAACAAGGAAGUUGGGAUGUCAGCAUUUACCUCAUUGACCUUUCAUUGACCUUUCAUUGACCUUCAUAUUUUACACGUGUGAUAUGUUUUAGACCGACCAAAAAAAAAAAAAAAGGUGCAGCUUACAUUUGUAAAAAAGAAAAUGUAAAAAAAAAAAAUAGCUAUACCGAGUGUAAAAUAAUAGCUGUGUACAAAUUGUUUUUGGUAGGAUUUACAUUACAGUGGAAGGAGGAGCCUCUAGUGCCAUCCUGGUGCCAUUGUGGCUCCAUUACGGCAGUACAGCGGUUCCACUGUGGCAUCGGGGUCAGCGGCACUAUCAGAGCUCAGGAAGCACACGAGAUUACGGAGAAAAUUUCUAUAAGUUAAACAAUGGAUUUAGUUACCUCAAAAGAAAUCGAAUGUACACAAAUCCAUGGAAAUUGUUGACUGAAAAAACCUAAUACAAAAUAGAAAAACAAAAA
Molecule: messenger RNA, 5259 nt
Organism: Cherax quadricarinatus
Lineage: Eukaryota; Metazoa; Arthropoda; Malacostraca; Decapoda; Parastacidae
Product: anoctamin-10
Source: RefSeq, a predicted model, not a curated record